AUGGCUAAAAGGCUUAAAGUGACAGUCACAAUUUUAUCAAUUCUUUUUUUUAUAAUAUUUACUGGAAUUCAUACAAUUUUUACAGCAUUUAACAAAAGAGAUUGGUUAGAGUUAUAUACGAGUUGCUAUGGAACGGAUAAAGUAAAAUGGGAAUUACUUAUAAUUUUAACAAUUUUUAAUUUUUUAUUUUUAUUAGUAAAUGUAAAUUAUAAGGAGAAUAUAAGUAACCUAAAUAAUAAAAAAAGUCAAACAAGUGAUAUAAAUGAUGAUUUAAUAAACUUAGAUAUGAAUGAUUUUAGCAAUGAGAAGGAUGAAAGUAGCGAAGAAAAUGAAAAAGAAAAAAUAUAUAAUAAAUUGAAAAUAAGAUAUUUAUAUAAUAUAAGUAAUUCUUUUAUUUGUUAUUAUAGUAUGUGGAUAUUGUGUUAUUAUUUAAUAUAUUUUUUAUGUUUUUUAAGCUUUUUAUAUGGUAUUAGAAUAUUCAGUAAUAAUUUAAUUAAUAUAUAUACUGUGAAAACAUGUAAAAUUGAUAAAAUGGCUAAUUAUAUGUUAUCAGAGAGCACAUUUAUAAGUUUUUACUGGAGUAUUAUUAAUUUUAACGUAUUUUUGAGUAAAUAUACAGAUUCUUUUUACAUUUCAAAUUAUCUUAAAAUAAAUAUGAAAUUUAGUAAUAAAAAAAAAAAAAUAAUUUUUCUUCUUAAUUAUGCAUAUCAAGUAGUACUAUUGCUUUAUAGUGUAUAUAAAAAUAUUUUAUUAUUUACAAGAGGAGAAUAUAACUUGAGUCAAGUAAUAUGUUCUCUUAUUUUUCUUUGUCUAAUAUUAUACACUAUUUUAGAAAUUACUCAUGUAUUAGAAAUAAAUAAACCCUGUUAUAUAAGUGAACCAAAAUUACCUUUUCAUUAUAUAUGGGCGAUUAUCUGUUUGUUUACAAUUUUUAUAUCAUCAAUUAUGUUUUAUUUUUCUGUUUUUAGUUAUUAUAUAAAAGAUCAAUUUGUAAAUUUUCAAAUAGUAUUAUGGUUUUUUUUUAUAACAUUAACUUACAUAAAAAAACAUCAAUUAUUUAUUAAAGUUUGA
Molecule: messenger RNA, 1071 nt
Organism: Plasmodium gallinaceum
Lineage: Eukaryota; Apicomplexa; Aconoidasida; Haemosporida; Plasmodiidae
Product: serpentine receptor, putative
Exons: 2
Coding region: 1-1071 (356 amino acids)
Source: RefSeq, a predicted model, not a curated record